UAAAUUUGUCAACUGAUGACAUCACUAUAAAAAGCCGUAUGCAAUAAACCCGUUUUCCUUAUAUCUAUUUUAUAUUUUCGUUAAUUAAUGUUCGUUGAUUAAUUUAGUUUAUAAUAGACUUGUCGACAGAGCAAUUGUGUGGAGAAUGAAGACUAUUGUGGCGGUGUUCUUGCUGGUGUGGGGAUGUCAAGGAUUGGAUAACAAUCUUCAGAACGUAAAUAAAUGGCUUGGAACUUUUUUAACUCCCACAAAUAAAAGAUCCACGCAUUGUAAGACUGAGAAGCAGGAACUGGGAAAAUGUGUAAAAAUUUCGGAAUGCAUGGACAGAAACGAAAUCGACUUGGAAAAGAUGGACGUUUAUAGACAGUUAAGCUGCCACUACUUGAAGACAUGCUGUCCAAGCAGUCGAUUGGUUAAAACCGGGACAGUUACUCCACCUCCAAUGCCGGAAAAGAAGGCAGGUUGUGGAUGGAGCAACCCUGGCGGCUACACAUUCCGCGACUCUUCAAAUACGCACGCCGAGUUCGGAGAGUUUCCUUGGAUGGUUGCUUUGAUGAGAAAAGUCAAUCAGAACCAGGUAUGGGAUUCAAAGGAUUACUUGGGAGGUGGAACUCUGAUCCACCAUUCGGUGGUGAUGACGAUCGCUCAUAAACUCAUGAAUAUUAGUAACGACCCGCUUUUGAUUAAAUGCCGUCUUGGCGAAUGGGAUACGCAGAAUACGAACGAAAUUUAUCCCCACCAAGACAGAGACGUCAGUAAAAUCCUUGUUCAUGAGCAGUUCUCUUCGGCGUUGUUAGCAAAUGACGUUGCCCUAAUAAUUACAUCGUCCCCAUUCGAUCUAACCGACCCCCAUGUGGGGAUUGCCUGUUUGAGCUUCAAUGAGCCUAAAAUGGAUGCCAGUUGUUUUAGCAUGGGUUGGGGUAAGGACUUCAAUAAUAAUGACAAAUACGCUGUUUGGUUAAAGAAGGUGCCAUUGCCAAUAGUUGACCACGGAACUUGUGAAUAUGCCUUGCAAAGUUCGCGGCUUGGAAGUAAAUUCAGGUUGCAUAACACAUUGAUAUGUGCUGGUGGAAGGAAGAACUUUGACACGUGUACUGGUGAUGGAGGCUCCUCACUAGCUUGUCGCACUUCGAGCGAUGGCGCCUCACCGCGUUACUCAGUGUACGGAAUGGUUUCGUUUGGCGUCGAUUGUGGUACAGAACUACCCGCUGGAUACACCAACGUGGCGUCGGUGAUUCGAUGGGUCACUAAUAAAUUUGCUGAGGAAAACCUUGACGUUACGUUCUUUGCUUAAAAAUAUCAGUUGCAUAUUUUCGACAGGCCAGGUCUAUGCGCUAUGACGAGAUUAUAAGCUGACAGUUUGCAUUUAAUAUAAUUGAAAACUAAUCUUUUGCACGUAACUUUGUACGAAAACUUUGUUAUUUAAUGGUUACGUUCGUGGUUUGAGCUUAACCAUAGUUUUACACGCCUAAUUUUUAUUGCAAAGCCAUCUCUAUACUGACACAAGGCGCCUUGUCGAGGCCCUAACCACGAAUAUUGUUAAGUCGUGGCGGCACAAGUGGUAGCCAUCCACACUCUCGCUUUAUUUAGUUAGUUGCUCGCUACAACGAGAUUGACUGCCUUCUAACACCUUUAUGAUUUGCUUUGUAAUCACAAAAACAAGUUUUUUUCUUUCAUGGGUAUCUUUCAUCUAACAUUACGGAGAUUAUAGUUUUUAACUGUAUUGAAUGAAGUUUUUUAUUCAAUGAUAAAAUUCCUUAAAAGCCAUACACAAAUCGUUAGUCAACUCCAUCAUGACAAGAAAAAGCGAGACUUUGCAGUGCAGUGGCAGUGUAGUGAUGUUUCACAAAUGUUACCGCGAAACGAUUGUUUUACAAUUAUAUUAAUAUUGUUUCCUCUUUUUUACAAUGUCAUUAGCUAAUAAAGUAUACGAGCUUA
Messenger RNA from Pieris brassicae (large cabbage white), 1938 nucleotides. Its product is annotated as phenoloxidase-activating factor 2-like. The transcript is spliced from 9 exons. The record is from RefSeq and is a predicted model, not a curated record. Bases 146 to 1294 code for a protein of 382 amino acids. Gene Ontology annotation, molecular function: serine-type endopeptidase activity. Lineage: Eukaryota; Metazoa; Arthropoda; Insecta; Lepidoptera; Pieridae. Gene Ontology annotation, biological process: proteolysis.